Molecule: messenger RNA, 632 nt
Organism: Python bivittatus (Burmese python)
Lineage: Eukaryota; Metazoa; Chordata; Lepidosauria; Squamata; Pythonidae
Source: RefSeq, a predicted model, not a curated record
CUUCCGUGUAUUGUACAACAAAGGCCUGUGAAAACCACAGGGUGUUCAACCCAAAGCUGUCAUCUACAUAUUACACCACUGGUAACGAAACCUUUGUCCUGCCCUAUGGGUCUGGUGACUUGAGUAUAAGGGUAGGCUUUGAUACUGUUCGGGUCCAGAAUAUUGUCGUUCAAAACCAGGAGUUUGGCUUGAGUGUGGACGAACCCACCCAUCCCUGGUACUAUGCCAUGUUUGAUGGGAUUUUGGGCAUGACCAAUCCUACUCCAAAUGCUAUGGGGACAUACACACUCUUGUACCAGAUGAUGCACCAAAAGCAGAUUUCUGAACCCCUUUUCAGCUUUUACUUCUCACGCGAACCAACUGUCCAGUACGGAGGAGAACUGAUAUUGGGAGGCAUUGACACUCAGCUGUUCACUGGUGAAAUUACCUGGGCCCCCGUGGUUCAAGAGGCUUACUGGGAGAUCAAUAUUGAAGAGUUUGCCAGUGGUGACCAGGCUACUGGUUGGUGCAGUAAUAGCUCCCAGACAAUUGUGGACACUGGAAUGGUUUAUCUGGCAGUCCCAGGGAAGUACACAGGAAGUCUUCUUCAGGUUGUGGAGUCUAUCAUCUGGUGGAGAUAUACUGUAAUGUGA